Dendronephthya gigantea is the source of this 2223-nucleotide messenger RNA. RefSeq lists its product as uncharacterized. The record is from RefSeq and is a predicted model, not a curated record. The coding region runs from base 185 to 1948 and encodes 587 amino acids. The transcript is spliced from 7 exons. NCBI's taxonomy places the organism in Eukaryota, Metazoa, Cnidaria, Anthozoa, Malacalcyonacea, Nephtheidae.
AUCGAGCGGUGUCGAUACCAAAUAAACGGUAAUCACUACCAGUCAGCCUAUAUACCCUUACCCUGCUGCGUCAUAUUUGGGACCUUCGUAAAGAAUUCAUUCAUCCUGUUGGCUGGCUUCAUUAUUAGAGAGCGGCAACUUGCUUGCAAUCAAACGCUGUUUUGUUGUUUAUGACAUACGUCAAAUGGCUUACAAAACAUUUUUUGUUCAGUGCUGUCUAUGUAUUUUAAUUGUUUGUCCAAGCGGGAUUACAACAACAUCUAUCAUCAUCAAUCGAGAAAAACACGACAAAUUUUUCCUUCAAAACUUGACACAUUUGGAAAGUCAAAAAUCUAAGCAAAGUCCGGAAAAUCUGUGUAAGAGUUUCAAAGCUGAAUGUAAAAAUGACGAAUGUGAAUCUUGCCAAUGUAGUGAAGAGGAUAGAAACACACUUCUGCUGUUAACUCCUACCACAGGCAAUUGUACUAAAGACCAAGAUAUUAUACCUGAGUCAGUGACCAAUGAACAUUUUCUGCUUUCAAUGGAACGCGGUUCAUCUUGUCUUACGGUAACUGGGAAACGCAAUGAAAACGUAUUUGGAACGGAUUGCAACCCGUCUCUUAACAUGCGCAUGCGUUGGAUAUGGGUAAAUGAAACGGGAAAAAUUCAACUUAUGAAUGCUAUGACACUGCAGUGUCUUGAGUUUGUUAUACCUAUGUCAGCAUGUGACUCGUCUGAUGGUACAGUUGAAUAUCCUGUAGUUAUGAGGCAAUGUGAUAGAACCAAUAGGCAACAGCAUAUAUAUGAAAAAGGUAAUUAUAUAUAUACCAAAAUGUGCGACGGAAAUUGGAAAUUUUACCUUGAAAUCAAUGAACACAGUAAGAAAGCAAAAAGUAAGAGAAGUAGCACGGGACAAGUUUGGAAAAACGAGUAUGAUCGUGGGCCUUUGAAAAGGAAAACAAUUACUUACAACGGUUGUUACCGUUUUUCAAACGAAACAUUCAUGCUUUAUCUGGACAAAGACGUUUGCUCUACAAAGCCAUGUACUCGCAAUUUUUUUGCCCCAAUCUUCUCUGAGAACUCGCAAUGUAGCAUUAUAUGGUCGAAAUCUACUAUCAUGCGGAGUGAUAUGUGGCAGAAAGUUACGAAUAUGACAAACAAGAAACCGAUUUUCAUGAAAGGAGUUUCAAAGCAUCUCAAAAUGUUAAAGAUCAGAGAAGAAGCAUUCAACAUCUUCAACGGUACAUUGUUAAAGUUGGCGAUUUCCUGUAAAAACAAAACCCACGAGUCAAAAAAGGAGGAUCACUGCUUGCUUCUUAAGUUUAGGUUUAAAAAACAAGCCGAUGUGAAGGAGUGGAAAAUGAAAACAAUAUCAACGACAACAGCAAAAAUAAGAGACACCACAGUGAUAUUAUCGCCGACAACAGCAAAAGUGGGAGACACCACAGCGAUAUCAAAACAUAAAGAGAGUACAGAAAGUAAAGAAAAUUCAUUCGUCACUAUCGUUAUUGCGGUCUCAGUCUCUGUGCUCAUUAUCGUUCUGGUGCUUGUCGCGGCCUACUUUUAUCGAAAAAGGUUUGCAAAAGGUGAGAAUUCAGAUCAAAAUUCUUCACCGGUUGUUGAAGAGUUGCCAGAAAUGCGAAACCUUUCGAGCAACCAAGCAACUCCGACGGAAUCUGAAAUUCAUGCUAUGCCAAGGGCAGAACAAGAGUACCUGUAUGAAAACACUAAACAAAGAAUAUCGUGUGCGCAUUCCCAAGGUCCUGAGUACGAGCAUUCAGACUGGAGCCCCAAAUACGAAUCUCCUGAAGUCCACCCGAACCGUCGAUACGAGUAUCCUUCUCUCGGUGCGACAGGAAAGAAAGAUGUCGGGGUGAAGGACGGCGAGUAUUUUCCACUUAGAAAGCCGCUAUUUAAGAAUGACGAAGAUGAUCUGCCCAGUUAUACAUCCCUUUUGAAAACUAAAUAGUUCAUAAAGUCACAAGGGAGCACAGUGAUCGUUUACAGUGCGUAUUAAUAAGCAACCACUUUUUUGAAGCUUUUCAUAAUUAAUUUAACACAUCGUUUUACGAUGUUUCAAACAGUCUAGUCUUCUUGAAAGGUAUUAAUAGGAAUGAGUCUAGUCUUCUCGGAAGUCACGAAUACUGAGAAUGCAAUCAUAUUUCCUCAACCGAUAAUUAAUAGGUCUUUUAUGAAGUUCGAGUAUAUUCAUAGCGUGCAUGAGUCCUGUUAAAAUAGCGUAAA